Molecule: messenger RNA, 2044 nt
Organism: Amblyraja radiata (thorny skate)
Lineage: Eukaryota; Metazoa; Chordata; Chondrichthyes; Rajiformes; Rajidae
Gene: wipi1
Product: WD repeat domain, phosphoinositide interacting 1
Exons: 13
Coding region: 133-1452 (439 amino acids)
Molecular function (GO): protein binding
Source: RefSeq, a predicted model, not a curated record
CCAGCUGUUGCUGUGCGUCGGCUCGUGAUCGGGGAGGCGACAUGGCGAGUGUCGGCGAGCCGCUGGGCGCCACUCUGGAGAGUCGCUGAGCCGGCGGGGCCGGGUGGGUGGUUCGGAUGCGGAGCGUUGAGGAUGAGCCAAAGUGAUGCUGGCGGAGAGGGAUCCACCAUCGCCCCUCUCUGCGCCUCCUUCAACCAGGACUGCACGUCUUUGGCAGUCGGUACAAGCUCUGGUUAUAAACUUUUCUCUCUGGCUUCAGUGGACGGAUUAGAAGAAAUCUACAGAUGCACGGACACGCCCGACGUGUACAUCGUGGAGCGGCUGUUCUCCAGCAGCCUGGUCGUCAUCGUCAGCCUCUCCACACCACGCAGGAUGAACGUUUAUCAUUUCAAGAAAGGCACAGAGAUUUGCAAUUACAGUUAUUCCAACACCAUCCUCACCGUUAGGCUCAACCGACAGAGGUUGGUAGUUUGCUUGGAAGAGUCCAUUUACAUUCACAACAUCAAGGAUUUAAAAUUGCUGAAAACCAUUCAAGAUAUACCAGUAAACCGCACAGGUCUCUGUGCACUUUCCAUCAAUCAUUCCAACUCAUACUUGGCAUAUCCUGGCAAUGCCACAAUAGGAGAAAUAGUGAUUUACGAUGCAAAUAACCUGCACAAUGUUUCUGUAAUCCCUGCACACGAUGGGCCACUUGCGGCACUGGCGUUCAACUUCUCAGGUUCAAAACUGGCAAGUGCCUCAGAAAAGGGUACAGUUAUUCGUGUCUUUUCCACCCCUGAGGGAGAGAAACUCUAUGAAUUCAGGAGAGGAAUGAAAAGGUAUGUAAAUAUUGGCUCGCUGGCAUUCAGCAAAGAUUCCCAGUUCUUGUCAGCAUCGAGUAAUACUGAAACGAUUCAUAUCUUCAAGCUUGAACAGCCCAGCCAAAGGCCCCAGGAUGAGUCUCCAUCAUGGAGUGGAUAUAUGGGGAAGAUGUUUAUGGCAGCCACCAACUACCUCCCUACCCAGAUGUCGGAUAUCAUAAACCAGGAUCGAGCAUUCGCCACAGUACGUCUCAAUUUCUCUGGACAAAGAAGCAUCUGCACUCUUACCAUAAUUCAGAAGUUACCUCGACUGCUUGUUGCUGCCUCAGAUGGAUUCCUCUACAUUUAUAACUUGGACCCUCAUGAUGGUGGAGAGUGCAUUCUAAUGAAGAAACAUAGGCUACACAAUGAAGAUGACAGCUGUGGUUCUGAUAAAUCUGACCUGGCGCCUUCCAUCUCUCCAACAUAUGCAGCAACUGUUGCCAAAACCAGUUCAAUGCCUUCAGCAUCAACAGCAUCAGGAUAUUCCGAAGAAGGUGGUGCCCUGCGUGGCGAGAUCAUUCCUGAGCAUGAGUUUGCUGCUGGAACAUUGCAUCUGGAUGAUGAGACUGAGUUCCCUCCUAUUUAUUCAAGCCGGGGGAAGCCAGAGUGAAAAGACGAAGAAAUUGUGAGCCUGAAAAAAACAGAAUUAGUAUCGUGAGUGAAGAUAGAGAUUAUAAACAGCACGAUUUGAAGAAUGAAGAGCCUGAAAUUGGUACGCAUGAAUUGGAAUCAUACUAAUAUUCUGCAUUUAAAAUUUUGUUUUAAAAAAAAAGAGCAAAACAAAAUUCCAACAUUUUAACCUUGCAUCUGUCACCAGCUUUAGUUACUGUAGAGGAGCCAGAAUGGGUGUGUUGCAAGGAAGAGCACAUGACUGAACUAAUCAAGAUUAGCAAUGCCAAACUGUAAAGAAAAAUUCUCUCUCUCUCUCUCUUAGUAUGGGUAUUUAAAGUUAUUAUUAUAAAAAGUUUUAUAACACAGCAUUUACUUUUGAAAAUGUCGUCCAGCAUGUAUUUUAUUAUGUAUAUAUCUUAAACACAUAUAAAUAUAGCAAUUAGUCUACUCAGGCGAUGUUGUCUCACAGCCAAGCAAGCUGCCCAGAAUGGUGGUCGAAAAUGUUAACAUGUUGAAUGAAGUUGCACAAAACUGUAAUGUUCACCAAAUAAUGUAGUAAUAGCCAUAAUAAAGUAUUGCAAUAUACAUUG